Trypanosoma grayi is the source of this 783-nucleotide messenger RNA. RefSeq lists its product as hypothetical. Gene Ontology annotation, biological process: protein deubiquitination. Gene Ontology annotation, molecular function: deubiquitinase activity. NCBI's taxonomy places the organism in Eukaryota, Euglenozoa, Kinetoplastea, Trypanosomatida, Trypanosomatidae. The transcript has a single exon. The record is from RefSeq and is a predicted model, not a curated record. The coding region runs from base 1 to 783 and encodes 260 amino acids.
AUGGGAAACGUCAGCAGCAGCAGCAGCGGCUCCUCGGAAAGUUGUGGCAGGCCCAGCUACGAUGAUGAUAACAGCACGUACCCGUCUCGGACUCUUCUCCUGCAUGUGUACGUCUCGAAAGGCGGCACGAGGUGCUACCACGCCGGCAUCGAGGUGUUCGGCACGGAGUGGGCCUUUGGCGCCAACGGUGAACUUCCGUCACAUGUCUGCGGCAUCUACCCUUCUCGACCGAAAACAGACACGGACAACUUCAGGUAUGAUGGCACCGUGGUGCUUGGCAAGCUGCCGGAGGGCACGCCAAAGUCGUCUAUCUUCGCCAUUCUGACGAAAAUGCGGUCGUCGUGGCUUCUCGCUCAUUACGAUGUGUUGAGUCACAACUGCAUUCACUUCGCACACGCCUUCUGUGAUGCGAUUGUGAGCGCGUUCCCGGGGAUGACUCUGGGUUCGCUGCCGCGGUCCCUCAUGGACCCAGUGGAUGCGGGGCGGCUGGUCGCGGGGUCGGCGCCGUUGAUACUGUCUGCAUUCCACCCGGCCUUGGGGGCUGUGGCCGCAUUCGCUACAGAUGUGGUGCGCUCUGCACAGAACGACGCAGGCUCUUGUCAGAAUUUCAGCGGCAGUCGUGGACACCGUACUUCUCUCGCGAUCCCCACGCGCAAGCAGCUGGAGGCCAUGUCGGUGUGGGGGGUCCAGAAAAGGAUGUGGUGGUUCGGCGUGUGGUGGGACGAUUGCGAUGGAAAGGGCGACAUGAUUGAGAAGCUGAUGGAACACCUGGUGCACCACUAA